This is a messenger RNA of Amoebophrya sp. A120, 5736 nucleotides long. The record is from the annotation of a GenBank genome assembly. NCBI's taxonomy places the organism in Eukaryota, Dinophyceae, Syndiniales, Amoebophryaceae.
CGGCCGCCGCCCGCACUCGCUUGUCUCACCGCGGGACCGACCGACUUAUGCGACCCCCUCCGCAACGCCUUUCCUUUCCGGGAAGCGCCCGGAGUCGGCGGCAGGGUUCACGAAGCGCGCCACUUUUGCGGAGCGGGUUGCGAACAGCAAGAUGUGGGACGUUGUAGAGGAUGCCGCCGACGACGCACUCGUAAACGUCGCGAUUCGGAACUACCUUGCCUUUCUCUGGAAUCUAUGCCAAUUGUUCGCAACACUGGGUGUCGUGAACAUGCUUUUUCUCCUGCCGGACGUAUUGCAGCAGGGCGAGAUUGGAGAUGUGGUACCUAUCGCGAUCCAGCUAGAUUCCAAGCACAAGUUCUGGCGCACCUACCUCGUAAUUUGGGUUUCAACCAUCACAACGCUCUUCUACGUCCACAAAUUCCUGCGCAGCAUUUUGGUUCCACUGCAGUACAGCUGGGGGAGGCACUGUUCGCGGACCACCGUCCUCCUCCGUGGCAUUCCGCGGGGCCCGCGCUCCUACUUUUUCGGGCCACUGCUUCCUGGUGCAGCAGUAGCCGGUGGCCGAGUCACCGCAACCGAUCUGUUCGACAUGUCGCGGCGCGACGUAGUGCGAGUCGAGCGGGACUUACGUGAUGCGUUGGUGUUGUGGUUCGUGCAGCGCGAACAGCAAAAGAGCAGCAUGACCGCGCAGGAGCGAAGCAAUUUCGAGGCUGGAUUCUACAGCCCUCCCGUUCACUUGAUUUCGCCACGGCCCGAGCACCAAGAUAGUAUUGAUCUGGCAGCUUCCGGUGGGGAUGGAGGUCCCGCUGCUCGGAGUAGCAGCAGCAGCCGCUCGGAUCAGGACGAUCCGGAAUCCCCGACGUUGCGCCCGCUAGAGGCCGCACCGUGGAGAGCCCGGAAAGUUGAGGCGACUUCCGCGCAACAAACGCCGCCGCUGUUCGGUAAUGGGCAUAGAUCGUCCUCCAAAGCAGAAGAAAGCAGCCGCACUAUUGUAACUCCGCCGGGCGUCGCAACGCCGGUCACGAUGAAUUCGCCCGUCGCACUCCUCGAGGCAGAAAAAGCGCGGCGUCGCGAGCCUGCGGACUCGCUGUCCCGUAUUCGUCUCGGUGACGAAUACUUCCAAGCCGAGCCCGCCUGCUCCUCUCGGUUUACAGAUCAGUUGAUAGCGCGCAUCAACGACGGAAAGCCGUUGGAGCUCGCCGAGGUCGCCCGCGAGCAUCCGAUCGUGCGCAGAUUUCUCGCGCAACAAAGCAAAGGUCGCAGCGCAAGUGCGCGCAAAGGAACGCCCCGGGGGUCGUCUUCGCGAGACGGUGGUCUUCCGCACCUGUCUGAAUUUACCGGUGGAGUGGACCAAAAGCCGGGCGUGUCACAGGUAGAGCAGCGAGACACAGUGUACUACGCGGAGCGCGAGAGAUCAGCGAGCGGCUACGAGUUCCGCCUCCUGGACGAGGAAGACAACAUGCGCAUACUCGCUCCCGGAUCUUCCGCUUCGUCAAACGAACUCAUCCUCCCCGACACCCGGAUUUCAAUCGACGCGGCCGCCGCAGCUGUCUUUGCGAGCACGGAAGGUGGAGCGACGGCGUUGACAACAAGCAAAGGGCGGAUUUUGGCAGUGCACGUUGUUCCUAGCUGCGCAGAAGUACUAGACUUGCAGCGCCAGUAUGCCGAUGCGUGUGCCGCUUUGGCGCACUUUCAGGACCGGUUAGAAACCGUCAGAACCAAACUCGGCCGCGGUAACUCCGUGCACGCGGCUGAACCGGUCGCUACGCGGGAGGUACACGUAGAGGCGACGAUAAGUAGUGCGCCGCUGCUUCGUACUGGGGAGCAGACUCACGACACAACUUCACUCCCGCUUCCGGAUCAUGACAACUCUGCCGACGUUCCCACCAAUGCCACCACUUGCUUCGACCGGCUGAUGCAGUCCUUCAUCGCCAGAGUGCAGGCGUUUUUGACGUUCUACUGGCUGUUGGAGGCGUUUCUGCAGAUUCGCGUGAUGUAUCUCAAGGCUUGCCUGCUGACGGUGAGUGAAAAGCUGGUGGAAAAGCUCACUUCCAGUGGCAGCCUGUCCGGGCUUGCCUUCGUCACCUUUCGCAGCUCGAAGGACGCGAAAAAGCUGGUGCGCAGCGGGACGUUUUCCUUCGGACGCCCGCCCUUCCAGGCGAUCACGCUGGAGGCCUCGCGGGCGCCCAGCCCCUCGGACAUUUUCUGGAGCAACGUGCACGUGUCGGACGUGUGGCGCGGGACCGUGCGGUGGACGCUGACGCUGUAUUCUGAGUAAAAACGUCCCCACCCCAGAGUUGUAAUGCAAAAACGCAUGCCCAAAAUGUUUCUAAUGCGGAGCCCCAUGAGAAGCAAUUUCUACUCGUGUUUUGGAACUUGUAAUGCUCCAAUCAGCAUGGUAGGCCAGAUUUGUGAUGCUUCCGAACGAGCUAAACAGCAUUACAAUUAUAUGAGGCCAAACUUGUCAUGCGCAACAACCUAAGUUCGUAGAUUUGUCUAGCAGUUUUCCCAUCUUGACUAUGGGGUGGGACGUUUUUACUCAGAAUACGCUGCUGCUGUUCCUCUUCCUCCUCGUCCUGGUCACGCCCGUGGUCAUCACCCAGGCAAUAUCACAGGAAAAAAGUGUUACAAUUACACAUUUGUUGGAGUUUCUGCAUCACAAAGUUGCUCGACGUGGCAAAGAAAAGCUGUAAUGCGCAGACUCAAGGGGAAAAAAAGCAUGAAAUGAGGCUGACAAGCAUUUCCUGCAUGACAGAGGGUGUCUGUCUUGCUUGUCUUCCAUUAGGGUGUGUAACUGCAACACUUUUUGCUCAGGAUUGGCCAUCACACCGCUGGUAAACGCGGUGAAGAACGGGACGAGCCGGUGGGAAAAGUACCUGACCAAGGCGCUCGACCGGUACGACGAGGUAUUCUGGAGCUACCUGACGGACUACCUCCCCAUCGUGAUGCUACUCGCUAUAUCAAAAUGAAAAAUCCCCGCUCCCGAUAUCAAAAUGGAAACUUGUAAUGCUGAUUUGUAGUCACAAAUCUUUUCCUAGAUAAGAAUGUCUUGCCUAUAUGGUAAUAGGAGCCUUGUGGCGCAUUCUACAGCCAGUCUGUCAUGCGCUUUCGACUACUGCAAGCCUGUUUGCCAUGCCUAAUUGCUAGCCUUCUGCAUACCCGAACAGGCUUAGAAAAUACCGGCAGGCAGCGUCUGCAAGACAAAUCUGAUUAGUGGUCACAGACUAGCACCACAAAUUUUGAUUUUGAUAUGGGGAGGGGGGAUUUUUUCUGACAAUACGCUAUCAACACGGUGCUGGUGCCGUUCCUCAUCUCCUGGAUCGCGCGGUGGCAGCGGGGCGAGCUAUGCUUUGCAAAAGUAUCGUAUUCGUAUAAAUGCAUUACAAAUUUCCUCAGCAUGAGAAAUGAAAUUUGUGAUGCGGAUUUAGCUUAAGAACGCGAUUUGUAAUGUAUGAAUGCAAUUACUACGAGUGCAAUACUUUUGCACAGGAUAUGAGCUCCGCAGCGACUACGACGUCACCUGCUUGCGCCUGAACCUGCUCACCUCCAUAUCAUGAGGAAAAACGUCCCCACCCCAGAGUUGUCAUGCAAAUCUGCAUGCCAAAAAAGUUUCUCAUGCGGAGCCCCAUGAGAAGCGUUUUCUAGUCGUGUUGUAGAAUUUGUGAUGCUCUAAUCAGCAUGCUAUGCUAGAUCUGUGAUGCUGCUGGAGCUAGCUCAACAGGAUUACACUACGAGGACAAACUUGUCAUGCCAAACAACGAAAGCUAGUUGAUUUGUCUAGCAGAUUUCCCAUCUUGACUCUAGUGUGGGGACGUUUUUGCUCAGGAUACUCCACGCUCAACGUCGUGCUUCUGCCCCUCGUAGGUUUCACCAGUCUGCAGGCGCUGCUGCAGUUUGAAAUCUACAACGCCGGGCCCCCGCCGGCGGGGAGCCGGGCGACUGCCGCGGUUACAGCAGCGCGGACGGAGGGAGAUGAAGCAGCAGGUUUGACGAGCGGGGCGAACGAAAACUUCUGGUUGCGCUUCGGAGAGUCCAUUGCGUUCUCCGUGUCCGGCGUUUUCACCCUGCGAUACCUGAUCAACUGCGCUUUCCUCACGGCCAGUACGCAGCUCACGCAAGUUUCGCAGGCGUUUUACCGCUUCUUCAUGCAGAGGUUUGUGGCCGUCACCGAUCUGGAAAGAGUAAGGGAUGAAACAAGACAGGGAGGCGGCAAGAAACUUUUGCAUCGUUUUCUCUGGUGGCGUACAAAAAUGGUUCAAACGCUGUUUUGACAAAACAACACUUCGUAGGAGAAAAGUUGCUUGGCACCGCUGUCGGUUUGUCGGUUUAGCGACUGACAAUGUGCCUGAGUAGUUUUCCACCUCCUACGAAGCGUUCCCUGAAGCGAGUGGGUGCGCAACUAUUUGUUUCUUUUUAGGUAAAAAGUCAGGGCGUAAUUUGGCAAGUCUUUACAACUUGAUGGCGUUUACCGAACCGACACCGAGAGGAAUGAUUAUCUCGCCGCUCCCUGCUUUUUCUGUUUCAGACUCGGACACACUGACUGCGCCGUGGCCGUUUGACUGGGGGUACUGGUACGCGUGGAGCUUGGUAAUUCUGUUUCAGGGGCUCUUUUUCGGCGUGUGCGUUCCCGCGGUGCCCUUUUUGGCGUCCCUUCUUUUCUACAUCAAGUAUCGGACCGACAAGUACAAUUUGUUCUACUCGGUGUACUAUGAACUGCAAAAGCAUCGUACUAGUAUGAAUUGCAUUACAAAUUAGCCCAGCAUUACAAAUUCAAUUUGUAAUGCUCAUUUACCUUGGAAAAGAGAUUUGUAAUGCAGAAAUGCAAUUACUACGAGUACGAUACUUUUGCACAGGAUAUGUACUCAAGCUAUCAGGAGGAAGCCGUCGACAAACUGCUUCCUUUGGUGCUGCAAGCGAUGCUGUUGGCGAUUUCCUGGAUGCAGUUUUUCGUGUCGGGCUGGCUCUUCGUCAAGAUCGUCCCGGGGCUCUUCUUCUUUUCCGCCGGGGUAGACCAGGAGGGAACAACUGUAGUGUCUUCGAACGCCUUGCUCGGAGCUGCAAACAGGGCGGUAGAUCAAGAUGACAAAGCCAGCGACGAUAAAGGUCCGUCAUGGUACGAGCAAAGUCAAGUGGCGAACGCGGCAACGAUUUUCCUUUUGUUUUCCUCCUUCUGCUUCGUGUUCUACUCCUACUACCUUUCCGGCCUACUGCAAAACGCGCUGACGCAGCACGUGCGCAGUGACACGGGCGACAUAGAGGACACGUCGGCCAGUGAGGAGGAGUGGGAGGUUGAGUGGAAGAACAAUCCGAAGCUGCAUAUGCAUUGCAAAUAUGUCUGGGUCUGGAAACAUGUAAACUUCUCAUGCGCAUUUGAGACCACGAAAAAAUCUGUCAUGCAUGGACAGCAAAAGUUGCUCAUUUCUUGUCACCCAAAGAGGGAACUUGUCAUGCGGAUUAGGCAUCACUUAACCUGCCCAAAACCUGUGUUGCUAGGACUUGCAUGCCAGACCUUCUGUGUCAUGCACAAACAGCAUCACCCUCUUUCAGACCCAGACAUAUUUGCAUUUGAUACUGCAACACAUGCUGCAAAACGCUUAUCUUCCGCCCGUGAUGGACCAAAACACCAAGCGCUGGUCCGCUAAGCUUUUGCAGAACUUUCGCAUUUACGACUUUCUGAAGUUGUACGAGUAAUUUUUUUACGGCUCCUUGUCGUACAAAUUCAUGCAUUCAAGCAAU